This is a messenger RNA of Marasmius oreades (fairy-ring Marasmius), 523 nucleotides long. RefSeq lists its product as uncharacterized. The coding region runs from base 57 to 458 and encodes 133 amino acids. The transcript is spliced from 5 exons. Gene Ontology annotation, cellular component: cytoplasm; prefoldin complex. Lineage: Eukaryota; Fungi; Basidiomycota; Agaricomycetes; Agaricales; Marasmiaceae. The record is from RefSeq and is a predicted model, not a curated record. Gene Ontology annotation, biological process: protein folding.
CCGCGGCCAACCUUUUCUCUGAACUAUCGUCUCGCGUUUAUCAGACCCCAUCUACGAUGAGCAGCCUCCGAUUGCUAGAUCAUGAUCGAGAGGACGAUGGUGCAGAAGUUACUUGGGAAGAUCAACAACGAAUAAGCACCUUCUCGAAGCUGAAUACCCGACUAAGAAGUAUAAACGAGAAAUUGGAACACCUCAAACAAGAGAAGGAGGCAUUAGAUGAUCUGUCGACAGAAUUAGAGCUUGCAGACGAAGAUGAACUUAUUUUAUACAAAAUCGGGGAAGCAUUUCUUCAUAUGUCGCAUACAAAAGCUCUCGGACGCCUGGAGCAAGACCAAUCAGAGAUAGAUUCGAGGGUAUCCUCGCUGUCGGACCAAGCCGACGAAUGCGAGAAGGAGAUGAAGCAGCUCAAAGUCACUCUAUAUGCUAAGUUCGGGAAAGCAAUCAACCUGGAUGACUGAUAACGUAUUUGAAAAGAAAUCAUAGUUGUAAUAUAGAUUGCUUCAAACCGCGAAGAGCAGCUGAA